This is a messenger RNA of Ipomoea nil (Japanese morning glory), 2453 nucleotides long. RefSeq lists its product as uncharacterized. Bases 180 to 2297 code for a protein of 705 amino acids. Lineage: Eukaryota; Viridiplantae; Streptophyta; Magnoliopsida; Solanales; Convolvulaceae. The record is from RefSeq and is a predicted model, not a curated record. The transcript has a single exon.
AACACAUUAUUAUAUUUGAGGAAUGAGGGAUGAGGGAAUAUAAAAAUAUCCUUUUAUUUUUGUUUUCUCUAAUUUCAAACCUUAUCCGAACUCACUAAAAAGAACAUAACACAGCUGAUCAGCCGCUCAUCCACACUCUUCACUGUCACUGAGCUCUAUCCCUGUGCUGUGAUCUACCCAUGAAAUCGUUCAUUCUUCUCCUCUUCUUCUUCUUUUACCCUUCAUCGGCCGACCAUGGAACCUCCAAUGCACGUACCUCCAUAGUUUUCACAACCCUCGGAAGAUCCAGCUACGCCUUCGACAUCUACACUCUCCCUACUUCGCAACCGCCCACCAAAUCCGUCGAAUUGCAGUUGACCGACGGCGAAUCCGUGAAUUUCAACGGCUAUUUCCCCUCGUCCUUGCCCCCUUCUCUCGUCUCCGGCCAACCCGAUCUUCUGCUCUCCAUUAACACUCCGCCCUUCUAUCUGGUUUACGUUACAGAGCGAAACGGGUCGCAUCACGUGUUCCUCGACUCCGUCUACUAUGGUGGUUCUGGGGAUGGGGGAAAAGGGGGGAAAAGAUCGGUGCUUGAAGAAACUAGGGUUAGUGUGGUGAACCGGGUUCAGGUUCCUUUGGUGGGCGUUGAGCAGACCGGCGGGAGGGUUUCGAUGAAGGAUAAGCCGACGUUGGUGGGUGAAUCGUUGAUCUACGUGUCGACUCACGAGGACCCGGGUGUGGCUCGGGCGAGUUGGGCGGCUGUGUACUCGACUCAGUUGGAUUCCGGGUUGACUCGGAGGCUGACGCCGUACUCGGCGGCGGAUUUCAGCCCCGCCGUGUCUCCGUCGGGGAAGUGGACGGCGGUGGCGUCGUACGGGGAGACGGGUUGGGCUGGGGACGUGGAGGAACUCGGUACUGAUAUCUAUGUGUUCCUGACUCGGGACGGGUCGAACCGGGUGAAGGUGGUGGAGCAUGGAGGGUGGCCGGCUUGGGGUGAUGAUUCCACUCUUUACUUCCACAGGCGGUGCGACGAUGGAUGGUGGAGCGUUUUCAUGGCGGUUUUACCCGAGAAUGGCGAACUCGGUGUUGAAUCGGUUGUGACUCAGCGAGUUACUCCGCCGGGUUUGCACGCGUUCACACCUGCUGUUUCUACCGCCAAUAAACGCAUCCUUGCUGUGGCUACCAGAAGACCCGGUUCAGAUUACCGUCACAUAGAGCUCUUCGACGUCGAUUCGGGCCGGUUCACCGAGUUAACCCGGUCCGUAUCCCCGAAAACGCAUCACUUAAACCCGUUUUUCUCCCCCGAUGGGUCUUGGGUCGGGUACCAUAAAUGUAGAGGAACCGGUAACGGCAAAGGCAACACUUUACUGUUGGAAACGGUUCAACACCAAGUACCCGAACCGGAAUUCUCAUUGUUCCGGUUCGACGGUUCAUAUCCUUCGUUUUCGCCCGACGGUUCUCGGAUCGCGUAUGUGGAUUUACCCGGGCUCUAUGUAGUGAACCAUGACGGGUCGGGUCUGAAAAAAGUAUCCGACGAAAAUGCCUUCCCUACAGUGUGGGAUCCGAAGAGAAAAGGAGUGAUAUACACCAGUGUGGGGCCCGAUUUCGCGAGCGUAACCACCGCCGUUGAUAUCUUCGCCAUCAACGUCGACGACGAGAGCCGGAGCCGCAAAAAGCUGACGGUCGGAGGGAAAAACAACGCGUUCCCCUCACCCUCGCCGGACGGAAAAUGGAUCGUAUUUCGGUCGGGCCGGUCGGGUCACAAGAAUCUCUACAUAAUGGACGCCCUGGAAGGAGAAACGGGCGGGCUCUCCCGGCUAACGGAGGGGCCAUGGAGUGAUACCAUGUGCAACUGGUCACCGGACGGCGAAUGGAUCGCCUUCGCGUCGGACCGGGAAAACCCGGGUUCUGGAAGCUUCGAGUUGUUUCUAAUUCACCCGAACGGGACGGGGCUCCGAAAACUGGUCCAGAGCGGAACGGGUGGGCGGACCAACCACCCGUGGUUCAGCCCGGAUGGGAAGCACGUGGUGUUCACCACCGACUACGGCGGCGUAUCAGCUGAGCCCAUCUCCAACCCUCAUCAUUAUCAGCCCUACGGCGAGAUAUUCAUCAUCAGAUCCGACGGCUCAGAUUUGCACAGAUUAACCCAUAAUUCGUAUGAGGAUGGGACCCCCACUUGGGGACCCAUUUACAUCCAGCCGAAGAAUAUUGAGUGGCCCAACGGUGGAGAUGCAUGCUCGUUUGAGGAUUGCCACUGGUUAAACAUAAGCCCAAACAAUAAUGCCAGUAUUAUUCAAUGUGCUCACUUCCCAAAGUGAGAUUUGCUAUUUUUGGAUGGAUUUUAAAUUCUAAAGUUAUAUAUAUAUAAAGUAUAAUAAUUAUGUAAAUACAUGAGGUAUGUACCAUGAGAAGAUUAGUUGUGUUACUUGUGUAUUUGUAUCUAAAUAAAUAAAAAAAAGUUAUAUAUUCUGUUG